Physella acuta is the source of this 2597-nucleotide messenger RNA. RefSeq lists its product as uncharacterized. Gene Ontology annotation, molecular function: calcium ion binding. The record is from RefSeq and is a predicted model, not a curated record. NCBI's taxonomy places the organism in Eukaryota, Metazoa, Mollusca, Gastropoda, Physidae. Gene Ontology annotation, biological process: lipid metabolic process.
AAACAUCUCGUGUGUUGUGCCAGGUGUGUAGCUGAUGUGCUGGCCGGGUGUGCUGCAGUGUAGAAAUUGUGUCAUGCUCUACCAACAAUCUAACUGCACUACACUGCAGAGACCGGUGCACAUUCAUGCGUGUCUGUCGUGGUGUAGUGUGCACGCGUACCCGGUGACAGACAGACAGACAUACAGAUAGACAGAAAGACAUAGAGAGCACAGCUGUGUGGUGUAGUGGGUAGACACGGAUUAAGUUGCGAGCUAAAAAUGUUUGGGCUCAACAUCUGACUCAAGUGAAGCACCAUGGGCAACCGACUGUGCAGGAGACGCAAGAAGGAAACCACCGAGAGCCAAAACCCUUCACUGCUCCUCAUCAAGCAGGCGCAGGAAAAAUAUUUUCACAGCCAUGUGGAGAGCGACACCGACGACAGUGACGUCAUGGAAGAAUCCAUCGAUGCCAUGUCUACCUCCCAAGACAGCUUGGAUAAUUUGGAUAUCGAAUCCGGGGAGGCUGAACGAUGGAUCGAAGAUCGAUCUAACCCGCUGGAGAGUGCGUGCACACUAAAUCAAAUCUCCACAAUAGGUGCACAAAAUGACGAGUCGAACAAAUCUCUUGAUACAACCAGCGAACAAAACCCCGUGGAAAAUCGAAAAGGGAAAAAGGGACGUAGAGCUAAGUAUAUCCGGCUCAGUAGGAGAGAGAAUUUCUUUUCUAUUUUCAAUGAGGAAGAUAAGAAAGCUAGAAGUGUGGACCCUAGGUUGUACGCUUAUCCAUUCGAAAACAUUGUCUUUGAAGGGGGAGGUAACAAAGGAAUAGCUUACUGUGGCGCGGUCAGGCUGCUGGAGGAGCUGGAACUCUGGCCCCAGGUGAAACGUUUGGCUGGCACCAGUGCCGGGGCGAUGACGGCGGCGCUGCUAGCUGUGGGCUACGACUCGCAUCAUCUGGAGGAGUUCUUCAGUCUCAACCUCAACCAGAUCUUUCUAGACCACAAGUGUGGCUACCUCAGCCUCAUCCCCAACCUGCUCCGCUACUACGGCUGGAAUCCAGGCAAAAAGAUCUACGAGUGGAUGGGAGAAAAGAUAGCAGCACAGACAGGAAACCCAGACUCGACGUUUAAACAGGUUUACCAGACUUUUAAUCGUGAGCUGUGUGUCGUGGUUACAAACCUGAACCAGAUGACGUCACUAUACUGCCAUCCUAAGACAACACCGGAUAUGCCAGUGCGGCUGGCAGUGCGCAUGUCAAUAAGUAUUCCAGGGAUGUUUAGGGCAGUCAAACACAGAACAUACGGCCACACAGAUGUGUUUGUUGACGGGGGAGUCCUGUGUAACUAUCCCAUACAUUGCUAUGAUGGUUGGUGGCUGUCUAUGGAGCCCGAGGACAACUUCCUGGAGAGGCUGCAGCCCUUAGAAGAUGUUCCUCGGCUGCUGGAGAGAUCUGAGCGGUUUGGGACUUACAACGAGAAGACGCUGGGCAUGCAGUUGUAUUCCGACAACGAGCAGGAUCUACUCAAGUACCAGCUGGAGAACUUAAGACACGGCGUCCAGCUCCAGGACCUGCCCAACACCAAACUGGCUAGGGCUAAGAUUAGGAAGAAAAAAUUGCAGCUAAAAACAGAUCGUGAACACAGGCGUCUAGUGAACGCCAUGAACGCAUUUCUCCGGUCUCUAAGACACCACGCAGGCGGUGGAGAUUCGAUUGACCACAAUGAGCUGAAGGAGGCGUUACAGGAUGAGCGACGCUUCUCCAACGCGAAAAGAUUAAUUUUGUUUGGUGACGUCAGCUUUGACGUCAUCCUGGAUUAUUUGGAUAGCGACCACGACGGACAGAUAAGCUACAAUGAGUUGCUCAACUUUAUGGAAGACACUGGUAUCAGCAUGCAAAACCGUUUCCUUGGUUACCAGAGGCGUCAAAUCAAAAAUUUGCCAUCGUUCUUAGAUACACUCCAGGCAACGCUUCUGACAAACGUGAAGAGGGUGUAUGUGGAGGAACGAGAUUUAAAGCGGACGGUGGGUAUCAAUACAGGUCAUGUGGGCACAUCAGACUUUGUUCUCGAACAAGAUGAUAUCGAUUUUUUGAUUGAACGGGGCAGGCGAUCUUUAGAGGCCUUCUUGAAAUACUACGUGGCCAGCAAUCACUUAAAAAAGAGAAGGCAGAGAUUUCCCGGGGAGGGGAGGAAAAACUCCCAGGCAUCCUUGUUGUCCACAGGAUCUGCUCCUAGUCUGGACAGCGUGGAGACCCGCUCGGUGCCAGAGUCUGAGGCAUCGGCACCCGUGCAAGGGCAUGGCAAGAAGUCCAUCCUGACCAACAAAUCGGUGGUCAUUUCUGAUGUGGUCAACUACAUCGGGCACAGCAAUAGCCAGGGAGAUAUUAGUGAAGAGUCUAACCUUUCCAAUAGUGAAACGUCGACCCUUUUAGACAGUGAGACUCCUAACCCUUUGAUUAGUGAACAGUUGAAUUUCUCCAAUGAUGAUCGGUCUCACCUUUUAAAAAGUGAACAUUCGAAUACAUCUAAAGGUGAAGAAAUUGAACUCGCAACAAAUUCUACUGGUACUUAAAAGGGUUGCUGUUGUUUCUUAGCACAUAUAAUUAUUUGUAUUAUAAA